Molecule: messenger RNA, 1386 nt
Organism: Tetranychus urticae (two-spotted spider mite)
Lineage: Eukaryota; Metazoa; Arthropoda; Arachnida; Trombidiformes; Tetranychidae
Source: RefSeq, a predicted model, not a curated record
AAAUCAUUAACCCUUUUGUCUACAAUAACUAGAUUCAAGUACAAAUUUUAGUUAGAAUAUUUUAUUUUAAAAUGUUUAUCAACGAACUUCCCGAAGAAUGUUUGCUAGCCAUUUUCGAUGAAAUAAAUCAUAUAAAGGAUUUAAUGAACUGCUUUAAAGUGUGUAUCAAAUGGAACCAUUUAAUUGCUGAGCGAACCAAAAAAGUUAAAUAUUUGAUUGAGAAUAAUACAUUUAAUAAUGGUAAUUUAAUCGACCUUGUUUAUUAUGAAGAAGAAGACCAGAUUGAUGUAGCCUGUCUGAGCAUAUUAUUCCCAAAUUUAAAAAUUGCGGAAUUUUCUUGUGAAUUCGAGAAAAAAGUACAAUUUGAAGAUAUUGUUACACUUGUCAAGAAUCAAGAAUCUUUGAAAGGAUUAAUCCAUUACAGUCUUAAGCCAAUAGAAGAACAUUGUGAUAAACUCGAAAUAAUAUCCUCCAGUGAUAUUGAGCCAUGCAUUUUACGAAAUGGUUCGUGCAUGAAACAAUUGAUCAUUAUGUUUGGUGAUCCAACAAUAUUCAAUGAUUUUAUUAGAGCUGCAUAUCAUUUGCCAAAUCUUGAAAGAUUACACAUUCAUAUGAAUGAUAGUUACUACAAUGGUCCAGUAUUGGAAAAUCUUAAAAUACUUGAACUGAACUUAAGUCCUUUUGGUAUAGAUAUUUGCCAUGCUUUCCAGUUCAUGGAUUCAUGUCCAAAUUUACAAAGUGUUUAUAUUCACGGAUAUCCUGAUCAAUUUGAUGUUGAUGUAACAUUAAAACUCAAAUGCUUGCAAGAUUUAGUUAUAAGUGUUGGCAUUGAAAACCGGAUCGAAAAGAAUGGAUUAGCAAGAUUGCUUAUGAAGUUUCCGAAUCUCAAACAUCUUGCGUUGAGGGAUGGAAAUAAUAUACAAGAUGAACAUAUUGAGCGAUUGGUCCCGAUUUUACCCAAUUUAUUGCUACUCGAUGUUACUAAAUGUCGUGGAGUCACUCAAAGAGCUGCCGAUUAUGUUAAGGAUUAUUGUAAAAGAUAUGGAAGAUCAAUUAAGUUUUACUUCAAUGAGAAUCGCAUGGAAAUCAUAUCAGAUUGGCCUCAUUUAUCCACUAAACGAGAAAAAAUUAGUCGAGGCUUUGAUUUCAUGAAACAUUGUUUUCUUAAAAAUUAUUAUUCGCUUCCAUAUAUCUUGAUUCCUAUUGAUUUUUGAAAACCACACACAUAUUGAUAUUUUUACCUCAGAAGCCCUAGUCACUUUUGACUUCACACAUAAAAAACUUGAAAUCUAUAUUAUAUCAUAUAUCAAAAAUAUCGAAUCAAAAUCAAUCUAGCCUAAAUUGAGAAAUUUCAUUGAGGAUAAAGUUCAAUAAAUUUACUAAUAU